UCGUUCCCGGAACUGGAGAGGAGCGGCGUUGCCAUGGCGGCGACCCUGGGGCAGGUGCUGGCUCUGGUGCUGGUGGCCGCUCUGUGGGGUGGCACACAGCCGCUGCUGAAGCGGGCCUCCUCGCACCUGCAGCAGGUUCAUGAGCGGACCUGGGCCCGGCAGUUGCUGCAGGAGACGAAGACCCUCUUCUUGAAUACUGAGACCUUUCCGGAGGGAGGGCUUAGGGCUCAAAUUGGCCCUGGGGAGGCAGGAUAUGGAGAACUACCUCUGACCCCAACGCUGCCAGUCUGGGCUAGUGGGAAAGACAAGACAUACACACAACCGCCUCUUAGGGCUAAGGGCUUUGAGAGAGGUACAGUUUUCUUUUGUUUCCAGUACCUGAUGCCCUUUUCCCUCAACCAGUGUGGCUCCCUUCUCUACUACCUCACCUUGGCAUCAACAGAUCUGACCCUAGCUGUGCCCAUCAGUAACUCUCUGGCCAUCAUCUUUACACUGAUUGUUGGGAAGGCUCUUGGAGAAGAUAUUGGUGGAAAACGAGCAUUCGCAGGCAUGGUGCUCACCGUGGCAGGAAUUGCACUCUGCAUCACAAGCUCAGUGACCAAGACCCAGGGGCAACCAUCUACGCCUUGAGUGAACCAAGGCCACCCUCCGGCUCUGCUGUCUCCAGGAAGCCCCCGGGCCAUGAGGGAGAGGCAGUGAGCAUGCGGACUUAGCCCUCCCACCCCCCUCCACCCCCCAGCCUCAGCUUCCUCAUCUCUUGGGAUAAUAGCUACCUCAUGGAUCGUAAUAAGAGAACAAAAGUGAAAGGGUUUUGUAACUUCCACGUGCUGUUCACCUGCUCGGAUUUAGCACAAGAGACUUCACACUCACACUCACCCUCAGCAACCUUUCUGCCCCAGCAGCACACUUUCUGCUGUCAUGU
Molecule: messenger RNA, 922 nt
Organism: Mesoplodon densirostris (Blainville's beaked whale)
Lineage: Eukaryota; Metazoa; Chordata; Mammalia; Artiodactyla; Ziphiidae
Gene: TMEM234
Product: transmembrane protein 234
Exons: 6
Coding region: 34-630 (198 amino acids)
Source: RefSeq, a predicted model, not a curated record